This is a messenger RNA of Kogia breviceps (pygmy sperm whale), 2234 nucleotides long. It is a transcript of the gene YTHDF2, whose product is annotated as YTH N6-methyladenosine RNA binding protein F2. Gene Ontology annotation, cellular component: cytoplasm. Gene Ontology annotation, molecular function: mRNA binding; N6-methyladenosine-containing RNA reader activity. The record is from RefSeq and is a predicted model, not a curated record. NCBI's taxonomy places the organism in Eukaryota, Metazoa, Chordata, Mammalia, Artiodactyla, Physeteridae. Gene Ontology annotation, biological process: mRNA destabilization.
GGUGAGCGAAUGUGAGAGUCAGCGUCGCGCCGUGCGCGCCGUCCGCCUCCGCUGCUCGGCGCCCUUAUUUCGGCUGCGAGGGGCGGGCGCGCGCGUAAAGGCAUAGAGACGGGCGUUGAGCUCUCGGGCUAGAGCGUCGCCGAGUCGGAGCCGGAGCCCGAGCCGCGCGCUGUGUCUCCGCUGCGUCCGCCGAGGCCCCCGAGUGUCAGGGACAAAAGCCGCCGCCGCGCCGCCUGCUCCCGUCGCCGGGGCUCAUCCGCUGCCGCCGCCACCCUGAGGAGAGUCCGUCGCCGUCGCGACCCGUGAAGAUCCGAGAGCAAUGUCGGCCAGCAGCCUCUUGGAGCAGAGACCAAAAGGUCAAGGAAACAAAGUACAAAAUGGAUCUGUACAUCAAAAGGAUGGAUUAAAUGAUGAUGAUUUUGAACCUUACUUGAGUCCACAGGCAAGGCCCAAUAAUGCGUAUACUGCCAUGUCAGAUUCCUACUUACCCAGUUACUACAGUCCCUCCAUUGGCUUCUCCUAUUCUUUGGGUGAAGCUGCUUGGUCUACUGGGGGUGACACAGCCAUGCCCUAUCUAACUUCUUAUGGACAACUGAGCAACGGAGAGCCUCACUUCCUACCAGAUGCAAUGUUCGGACAACCAGGAGCCCUGGGUAGCACUCCAUUUCUUGGUCAGCAUGGUUUUAAUUUCUUUCCCAGUGGGAUUGACUUCUCAGCUUGGGGAAAUAACAGUUCUCAGGGACAGUCUACUCAGAGCUCUGGAUAUAGUAGCAAUUAUGCUUAUGCACCUAGCUCCUUAGGUGGAGCCAUGAUUGAUGGACAGUCAGCUUUUGCCAGUGAGACCCUCAAUAAGGCUCCUGGCAUGAAUACUAUAGACCAGGGGAUGGCAGCCCUGAAGUUGGGUAGCACAGAAGUUGCAAGCAAUGUUCCAAAAGUUGUAGGCUCUGCUGUUGGUAGCGGGUCCAUUACUAGUAACAUCGUGGCUUCCAAUAGUUUGCCUCCAGCUACCAUUGCUCCUCCAAAACCAGCAUCUUGGGCUGAUAUUGCUAGCAAGCCUGCAAAACAGCAACCCAAGUUGAAGACCAAGAAUGGCAUUGCAGGGUCAAGUCUUCCACCACCUCCAAUAAAACAUAACAUGGAUAUUGGAACUUGGGAUAACAAGGGUCCUGUGGCAAAAACCCCCUCACAGGCUUUGGUUCAGAACAUAGGUCAGCAGCCAACCCAGGGGUCUCCCCAGCCUGUAGGUCAGCAGGCUAACAGUAGCCCACCAGUGGCUCAGGCAUCAGUAGGGCAACAGACGCAGCCAUUGCCCCCACCACCACCACAGCCUGCCCAGCUCUCAGUGCAGCAACAGGCAGCUCAGCCAACCCGCUGGGUAGCACCUCGGAACCGUGGCAGUGGGUUCGGUCAUAAUGGGGUGGAUGGUAAUGGAGUAGGACAGUCUCAGGCUGGAUCUGGAUCUCCUUCAGAACCUCACCCAGUGUUGGAGAAGCUGCGGUCCAUUAAUAACUAUAACCCCAAGGAUUUUGACUGGAAUCUGAAACAUGGCCGGGUUUUCAUCAUUAAGAGCUACUCUGAGGACGAUAUCCACCGUUCCAUUAAGUAUAAUAUCUGGUGCAGCACAGAGCAUGGUAACAAGAGACUGGAUGCUGCUUAUCGCUCCAUGAACGGGAAGGGCCCCGUUUACUUACUUUUCAGUGUCAACGGCAGUGGACACUUCUGUGGCGUUGCAGAAAUGAAAUCUGCUGUGGACUACAACACAUGUGCAGGUGUGUGGUCCCAGGACAAAUGGAAGGGUCGUUUUGAUGUCAGGUGGAUUUUUGUGAAGGACGUUCCCAAUAGCCAGUUGCGACACAUUCGCCUAGAGAACAACGAGAAUAAACCAGUGACCAACUCCAGGGACACUCAAGAAGUGCCUCUGGAAAAGGCUAAGCAGGUGUUGAAAAUCAUAGCCAGCUACAAGCACACCACUUCCAUUUUUGAUGACUUCUCACACUAUGAGAAACGCCAAGAGGAAGAAGAAAGUGUUAAAAAGGAACGUCAAGGUCGUGGGAAAUAAGAGGCAGUUCUGCACAGACUGCAGCAACGGUUGCAUCUGCAUAUCCUAAGAGGAAAAAAAUUGACCUUCAAGAGAAUUAGGACUUUUUUCUUAAUUUCAUUGACUUCAGAGACGAUUGCAGACUUGCAGUUUAAGUAUUGGAAUUUCACAAAAGACAUAGGACUUAACUGGAAAA